This is a messenger RNA of Seminavis robusta, 1386 nucleotides long. NCBI's taxonomy places the organism in Eukaryota, Bacillariophyta, Bacillariophyceae, Naviculales, Naviculaceae. The record is from the annotation of a GenBank genome assembly.
AUGAGUGAAGACAAGGUGUAUAUAUUGAUGAGAAGGUUGGAGCAGGAGAAAGCCCAGAUGCUGCAUGAUACCGAUGGGAUUACAAAGAGCACUGGAGGCCGACUACAUGUGUUCCCAAGCAGAGACGACCCAUUCACCUUCCAAGCCGUGAUUGCGGGGCCUCUGAACUCUCCGUACAGAAAAGGGAUCUUAACUCUCCAGAUAAAGGUUCCUGAAGACUAUCCCUUCGCGGCGCCGUCGUUCCAUUUCGAAACCAGCAUUUGGCAUCCCAACGUGGUGUUGGAAAGCGGCAAGGUGGUUCUUGAUUGCUUUACGGAUGCCUGGAAUCCUGCGUGGACUCUUCACAGUUUACUGCUUGCCGUAUUUGCUGUCAUGGAAGAUCCGAUUGUGGAUGAUUCACCUGGAAACGAAGACGCCGCGGAUGACUUUCGGGAAAAUCGAAUCCGGUUUGUAAACGAGGCCGAGUACAUGACGACCAUCUAUGCUGGUACUGAAAAAAGGGUGACCAGAUUUAUGGACAUGGGAUUCGACAAGGGUCACGCCCUUGCUGCCUUGGUUAGAUCCGAUUGGAAUGAAGAGUUGGCGCUGGAUUUCUUGCUGGGAGGGGAUGACGAAAUCACAGCUGAAGAACAAGUGCUCAUGGCUGAAGAACAAGCAUUCAUGGCCGAAGAACAAGCUCUCAUGGCUGAAGAAGAACAAGCGCUCAUGGAUGACGCGUCUACAGUUGAUGCCGAAAUGGAUGGUAGGGCUGAAGUUGAUUCUUCGCUGCACGAAGACGAGGCCCCGUCAACAGUGGUUGAGAAGUCGGAUGGAAGCCAGAGCGCGCUUUACCAUCAAGCAGAAGUAGAUGCGCCGCUGUACGACGACAAGGCCUCCCCUGCAUUUGUAGAGGUCUCGGCGAAAGCGCCAGUGCUCAUGGCUGAUGCAUCACUGCUCGAAGACAAGCCCCCGUCCACAAUUGAUACCGAAGUGGAUGGUACGUGUAGUGCUGAAGUGGAUGCACUGCUGCACGAAGAUGAGGCCCCGUUAACGGGGGUUGAGAAUUCGGAGGGAAAUCAGACUGUGCUUUACAAUGAUGCCAAAGUGGACAUUGAAAGCCCCAGCACUGGUGAAGAGGAUGCGCUUCUGCGCGAAGAAAAUGACCCCUCUACAGUUGUCGAAGUCCUAGCGGAAAGUCAACGAGCACACGACGACGACGACGAUGACGACGACGGAAGCAACCACGCUGGUCGGGAUGAAGUCGGAAGCUCAGGAGGCGCCACCGCUUCCUCGGCGGGUUCGUGGUCUUUUGUGGGAGAUCUCGUUGACCAAGAACUAAGAUCCUGCCAGGAUGGGUCCGAACAGACUGAAGAUUGGUUUGACCUGGGCCUUUGUGACAUGGUCUAG